Bemisia tabaci is the source of this 2504-nucleotide messenger RNA. Lineage: Eukaryota; Metazoa; Arthropoda; Insecta; Hemiptera; Aleyrodidae. The record is from RefSeq and is a predicted model, not a curated record.
UCGCAAAUCUUACUUUACGUAGUAAAUUUUCAAAGCUGCAGAUAGCUCAAAUAAUUUCUGGGGCAGCAGAAAAACUAUUUUUUUUUAAAAUUCUGUUUCAAACUUGUGAGCAAGAUCAAAUCUUUACGAAGUUUAACUUGUGCAUACUUCAAAGUUCUGAAAGUUGAUUUCUUCAUACUGACAUUUUUUUAAAAGAAAGUUUAGUUUAAGCGUAUCGAUUCCUUGUGCCUAUCGCAAAUUUGGCGACUUUGUCUCAGAUCCAUCCUCCCGUACUGAUUCUCGUACGCAGCUGCGAUCAAACUUUUUAAGUCACGACGCUGUUUGCGCAGAGAAUCUGGACGUGCGACGAAAUCUGGGGUUUCUUUAAGCCUUUUUGCUGAUUCUUCUUUCAGUGCUUCUAUCAGUGUCAGCUAAAAGUAGUGCCGAGAACGCGGAGGUAUUCAUAAAUUUUCUAAAAAUCAAAAUCUUCUCUACUCGUCGGGAAAUAGUGCGUCGACCCAUAGACAUCGCGUCGCGUAAAUAAACAAGUAACGCUACCUUGUCUACAUUGAAUUGCGACUCGUGUGAGAGUUACGGGAAGCAACUCAAUGAAGAGAAUAGCAUAAAACGAAAUUAUCGCGAAUUUGUUUUUUUAGAAACUUGUUUUUCUCCCAUUCACGUUCAUGGCACCGAGAGAGGUCUCGAAAACGCUGAUGCCAGUAAACACAAAGCGAACCUGACCGAGUCCAUACUACGUACUUCAUGCCGGGUCAAUUGAGGACGAGUGGGAGGCGGUGAGAUUGGACACCAGAAUCAGGUACCAAAGCCUAAUCAUGAACCAGAACCGAGAGCAAACCUUCCAGCUUAGAAAGAGGCGUCUUUUCAGGCAAGUUUUCUGCCAGGUAUGGCGAGAAUCUAUUCGGGAAUGUCAAACCCAGCUGGAGGUGACGAGAGCAUUAAGUCAGUCUAAGACGCGAAGGAAUCAGUGGAUUAGGAACAGAAAAUACCGGAUAUUGGGAGAGGUCUUGCCGCACAUGAGGAAGGAAGUAGCGGCUAACCGGCAAAAUUUUCGGCAGGUUCCGGAGUCAAAGGGACUGGGAUAACCACACCCGCCAAAAAUGAGGAUGAGGACCGCGUCAACGUCACAAAAUCUCCAAGGAAGCGCAUUCAAAUAUUUGCGGACUUCACUGCACAAUCCCUGGUUUCAAAUAUCGCCCAUAAGUUCGGUGAAGACUUCGAAGUCUCGGAAGAAGGGGGUAGAUUGGACAGAUUUGAAGUCAUCGUCGACAAAAUUUCAAAACAGAACGACGAGCAACGCUUAGGCGACGUCAUCAUUGUCAUGGCUGGUACAUUAAACGUACACCCCGUACAGGAACCUGAGAAGAUCGGCAGCGGCCUGUCAUUGGAAUGUCUGGAAGCAAUAGCCGAAAGGCCUGUGUUUUUAUUCAGUGUACCACAUCAACACAAGCCCAAGUACGAUCCUCUGGUCCAGAUCGUGAACAAAAUUUUGAGAGAGAAUGCGGGAAGGUGUCGCCAUCUAAAGUACCAAUCGUUAGCAAACUUAGAGGCGGACGAAUACCGGACGGUAUAUAGUCCCGUCCAGAGAAAACUACCGCACUUUCCCGACUACUGGGUUACUCGUCAGUUGUCCGAGUCAGCACGUCAGAAAAUAGCGAACUUUGUGUUUAAAGCGCUACGACAACACAAGGUAGCUGAAUCAAGUCCUAAGUCUUUUCCUGAGAGCGAUGUUGGAGCAUGCGGCGAAACUACGGCCCGCGGCUCGAAACGGACGUUUUCUAAUGAGGACACCGAGAUUUUGCCUAGAAACAAUUACAAGAGGGCAAAAACAUGCAAGGUACAGAACAAUUUCAGUAGAAAAGAGGUGAUUUUGAGCAACUUUGGAUACGAUUUUUCGGAUUCAGAUACUGUAUAUCACGAACCUAUUUACGUGAGAAGUGUAAAUUUCAUGCAGAAUAAAAACUUUAAGCGAGAGGUUUAUUCGAACGAUAAGUUUUCGUCCGAAGUAAAGGAGGUCACAGAGCGGGCUCACUCCUUGUCUGAUUGUAAGGAUACGAAUUUUGGGUCUAAUGCAUCUCUAAGCAGUGUUUCAGAUAGUGCUGAAGAAAUUGGCGAAAGCAAGGAGAUAGUCGAGCCCGUUAGGGAGCGUGGAGAUCCCGACACGUUCAAGCUUUGCGAACCUGAGGAGAGCCCAGCCGCAUGUGAAACUCAGAAUGGAAAUUUUCACAGCAUACAAAUAUUCCCUACGGAAUUCAAGUCCUGUUCGCAAGGGGAGUUUCCUAAUGCCGUCUUGGAAUUCGCAUCACUGACGAGAAACGCAUUUCCAGUCCAUGUCGCUUGAAUAGUACACGUCGCAGAUGACACCCAACCGAAGUGAUACUAACUUCACUGCCCAUGGCAGGCCGCAGGCCGGCUCAUUCCAGUUGGUGCCUGUGGGAUUUUGGUCAUCCCGGUUCUUCGCUCGGAGCAUCUCCCUGGGCUCACAGGCUCAUCAGGAAGAUAUAUAA